AUGGAGAUUGUCUCGUCGACAUCGACUUCGGUGCGGCAUCGCGCUUCGGUGGACAGCAACACGAGCUGCAGUACGAGUUGCACCGGUAGCGCCGAAGAUGCGUCGGUUGCUAGCGCGAGAGAGUGGAAGAAGUUGUUCCAGCAGAUUCAGUCUUGCACUUCAGGAUCGACGCGAUCUCAAUGCAGACCUCUUGUCGAUUCGAGCAGUCGACGUGGACGUGGACGCGGAGGUGGAGCCGGUUCUCGUGUUGGUCACCGUCAACCUGCGCAUCAACAACGCUCUGAUGCAUCGUCUUCACUACUCGCACUCAUCCCUACUGCUUGCUCUGACCCGCUCUCGCGCAUCCGCCAUGAAAUCCUCACCACCCCUCUCCCUCCCGAUACCGUCCUCUCACCAACUUCGACCACGUAUCGCAGUAUCGUUUGGAAAGUGCUCCUCAACAUCGUCGAUCUCGACAUCGCCUCCUACCUCUCGCUCGUAGCCAAAGGUCGAUCGCCCUCGCACGACAAGAUUCGCAACGACACGUUUCGAACAUUGGCUACCGACCAAGGAUUCAAAGAGCGAGUCAAGGAGGAAAAGCUUAUUCGACUGUUGGACGCUUUUGUGUGGAAACAUCGUAGCGAUGAAGAGGAUGCAGAGGCGGGGGCUGAUGGGUGUUACGAGUUCAGCUAUGUUCAGGGUAUGAACGUGUUAGCUGCGCCUUUUCUUUAUGCCUGUCAGAGCGAGGUGGAGGCAUUCCGAUGUUUUAGUAGGUUCAUCGAGUAUUGCUGUCCCUUGUACGUCCAACCCACGCUGAGUGGUGUUCAUCGUGGUCUUCAGCUGCUCGACUCUUGUCUAGAAAUCCUCGAUCCACCACUGUUCACGCAUCUACGUUCGAAAAAUCUGUCUGCCGAGAUCUACGCGUUUCCCUCGGUAAUGACUCUAUGUGCCUGCACACCACCGCUUCCUCAAGUCCUCCAAUUGUGGGACUUCCUCCUCGCCUUUGGCGUCCACUUCAACGUCCUCUGCAUCGUAGCUCAACUUCACAUCAUGCGCCAAGACCUACUCGACAGCCCAAGCCCCAUGAAACUUCUCCGUCACCUCCCACCCCUCGAUGCUCGUAAAAUCAUCAACGUCACCGUAACCCUGGCAAGAGACAUACCCAAACACCUCUUCCAACUCCUCGUCAAACAUCCCUAUCACCCAGAUAGCGUUUUCGGCUUCACCUGA
This is a messenger RNA of Mycosarcoma maydis (corn smut), 1209 nucleotides long. RefSeq lists its product as uncharacterized. The record is from RefSeq and is a predicted model, not a curated record. Gene Ontology annotation, molecular function: GTPase activator activity. The transcript has 2 exons. The coding region runs from base 1 to 1209 and encodes 402 amino acids. Gene Ontology annotation, biological process: activation of GTPase activity. Lineage: Eukaryota; Fungi; Basidiomycota; Ustilaginomycetes; Ustilaginales.